AUGCUGGAGCAGGAAAAUCCUGGAAGCAAAACGAAUGUGCAACUAGAUGCUUUGCACAGGUUUGAGUAUCUGUUUGUUGCUUUGGGAGCGAGCAUUGAAGGGUUUCAAUGGAUGAGAAAAGUGAUAGUUGUGGAUGCAACGUUUCUGAAGACUGUAUAUGGUGGACAGCUUGUGUUUGCCACUGCUCAAGAUCCUAAUCAUCACCAUUACCCUAUUGCCUUUGGGAUAAUUGAUAGCGAAAAUCAUAGUAGUUGGCCAUGGUUCCUGGAAAACCUGAAAGCUGUUGUACCAGAUGAUCCUGAACUCGUUUUUAACGUAAAAGGGCAUGCUCAGCAAGGUGUUAAGAAAGACGAUGUUGUUGAUAAGUUCAUCAAAUGCGCUCAUGCUUAUACUGGGUCUGAGUUUAAAAAGGAGUUUGAUGAGUUCAGGAAGCUGUAUCCUGCGUGUGCUAAGUUUUUGGUUGACAAGAUAGAUGUGGAAAGGUGGGCAAGGUGCAUUUUUGAAGGAGAAAAGUAUAACUUAGACACCAGCAAUUCUUGCGAAUCUAUGAAUAGUGUGUUUAGGAAAGACAGAAAGUUGUCUCUCUUACCAAUGCUUGAUAAGAUAAUAGAGAAAUUCGCUUUUUGGUCCAACAAGUAUAGGAACGAAUGCGCUUCAAUGCCAAGUACAAAGGUCGUUGUGCCUUUUGUGGAGAAUGUUCUUCACGAAAGAUGUCCAAUAGCUAAGCGUUUAACGGUCAGGGAGGUAAAUGGUCAGGAAUUUCUGUUCGACGUAUUUGGUUCAGAUGGUGUGGUAUAUCUUGUGGAUUUGGCGAGCAAAACUUGCGUGUGUAGAAUGUUUGACAUUGACAAGUACCCGUGUGUCCAUGCAAUUGCCGCACUCAUGGCAAAGAUAAAGAAGGAUGGAAGAAUGUCGACUCUUUCUGUAUAUGAUUUGUGCUCCAGAUACUAUUUGGUUGAGACAUGGGCACGAGCAUAUGUGAAAACGAUCUAUACAGUGCCCCAUAUCUCAACUUGGGCAAUCCCGGAGGAUGUUCUGAAAUUGUUCGCUUAUCCUCCUGAUUACACAGCAAAAAGAGGAAGAAACCAAGAAGAACGACAUCCAUCAGAAGGAGAAAGUCGUAAAAAGAAGAAGAAGAAAACGAGUAACAAGUGUAAGCCUCAUCAGGAUUUGGGUGUUUUUUUUUAA
Messenger RNA from Microthlaspi erraticum, 1188 nucleotides. NCBI's taxonomy places the organism in Eukaryota, Viridiplantae, Streptophyta, Magnoliopsida, Brassicales, Brassicaceae. The record is from the annotation of a GenBank genome assembly.